GUCGACUUGAAGGUCGCCCCAUCGGUGCCGAGGACGAUGACUUUCGAGAGAGCAGUAGUUGUCGGCUUGAGCGGCGCGGGCAAGUCAACCCUGGCCCAAUCCCUCGCGAACAAGUUGGAUUUGGUGUUUAUCGACACGGAUGCGUUGUUAUGGGAGCCAAAUUGGCAACGUGCCAUCGACUACGACGACAAACUGACCAAGGCAUGUGAUGGACCGAAGUGGGUGGUGGCUGGCGCUGACCACCUUGCGUUCGAUCGAGCGACGGCGGUUGUAUGGCUCGACUACUCUUUAUGGACCACGUUUUGGCAACUCUUUUGGCGGACGAUGAAGCGCUGUUGGACCCAAGAGCUCUUGUGGGGUACCAAUCGCGAAAGCAUUUGGGUGCAGCUCCAGCUGUGGUCCCCCAACUCUGUGUUCAAUUGGCUCUUCAAGAAUUACUGGAAUCGAAAGCGGGCCUAUCCAGGUCUCUUUGCUCAAUAUCAACACUUGACUGUGCAUCACUUCAAGACGCCGGACGAGACUGCCGCGUGGUUUCACAACUUGCACCCUUCCGCUAGGGUGACGAGCUAGGCGUUUGUGCAACUAAUGUGCUCCAUCCAUUGGAAAGAAUAGCGUUGUAGUAGAAUCAAGCCUCGAUUUCAACACGAUGUGGGGACAAAUCGAACCAGAGUGCAUCGAA
Molecule: messenger RNA, 679 nt
Organism: Aphanomyces invadans
Lineage: Eukaryota; Oomycota; Saprolegniomycetes; Saprolegniales; Verrucalvaceae
Exons: 1
Coding region: 37-570 (177 amino acids)
Source: RefSeq, a predicted model, not a curated record